CCCGCACAGGUACAAGACGCAGCUGAACUUCCACGGCAUCGACGCCCGCCGCGCCAUGAAGUUGUACGUGGCCCUCUGACCCCAUUCCGGUCCCACCACCCACCCAGUCUUCGCGGCCGUCACUACCCGCCGUCGGCGGAGGAGCAUUGGCUCGCGGCGGAUGGAGGAGACGACGGUUGAACAAUUGGGCAAACGACACUGAGCGGCAAUGAAUGCUGACAUCGCACAGCGGCACCACGGCCGCGGCCUUCGGCGGCGUCGCCGGCGUCUUUGCGCUUUUCUUCUUCGCUGAGAUCCCCCGCGUGCGCAAGGACAUCAUGCAGAAGGUGCCCAUCCUCGGCGACUACUUUGUGCAGGAGAUUGCGCCCGAGGACAACCCGUUCUAAGCGCUUCGCGCUCGCGUGCGUGCUUGCUUGCUUAGAUGGGGGACGAGAACCGGUGGGGGAAGACGAAGAAGAAUCAAGGGGAA
This is a messenger RNA of Aplosporella prunicola CBS 121167, 469 nucleotides long. RefSeq lists its product as uncharacterized. The record is from RefSeq and is a predicted model, not a curated record. Gene Ontology annotation, biological process: mitochondrial electron transport, ubiquinol to cytochrome c. Bases 213 to 386 code for a protein of 57 amino acids. The transcript has a single exon. Lineage: Eukaryota; Fungi; Ascomycota; Dothideomycetes; Botryosphaeriales; Aplosporellaceae.